UAUCAGUGUCAUAAAGGAAACGGUAGAAAUUAUUAACAAGCAAAACUGACAAGUAUAAUGUAUACGAAAUGGGGUUUAAAUAGAUCGGUGCGUGCAUUAACUUGGAAACGGUGGUGAUUCCAUGAUACGAACAGAAAGAAUGAAUAUCCCCAAACCAAAACCCCAAGCAAGCAAGAGUGGCGUCUAAGAUUAAAGAAAAUCAAAGCGCCUUCUUCCAUCCAUAUAGAAUAAUACAAGACUAUUAAACCCUUUUUCCAAAUCAAAAGUUUCAAACUCUCAUUUGAACUUGUCAAUUUUCUUCAACAGUUAAGCGGUUUCAGUUUCGGACUCUGUCAAACGCGUGUGGGACUAAACAGGUUUCAAAAUGUUAGGGGAUUUCAUUACUCGAUGUCUUAUAUUGCUUCUCGGAUAUGCAUAUCCUGGAUUUGAAUGCUACAAAACCGUUGAGAGAAACAAAGUUGAAAUGGAUGAACUUCGUUUCUGGUGUCAAUACUGGAUCAUUGUAGCUUUUUUCACAGUACUGGAAAAGUUUGCAGAUGUAGUUAUUGGAUGGUUGCCCAUGUAUGGAGAAUUGAAGCUUGCCCUGUUCAUAUACAUGUGGUAUCCCAAAACUAAGGGGACAGGAUAUGUGUAUAAUAAAGUGUUGAGACCAUAUGUAUCUAAGAAUGAAAUUGACUUUGACAAGAAGUUUCAAGAGUGGAGAGUUAGAGGAUGGGAUUUGGCAAUUUUUUACUGGCAAAAUUGCACUGAGUUGGGGCAAACUGCAUUUUUUCAAGUUAUUGAUCACUUGGCUGCUCAAUCCAAGAGAUUAUCAGGCAAAUCCUCCAAGAAGAAAAAAGAUGGGAUGAAUCCUGUUCCUAGUGCCCCACCAUUGCCUGAAAUACGAUCAGCAUUGUUUGAACUCCACCAAAAUGAUUUCGUGGGCCGAAAGAAGAAGUAAGGAACCUCCAAAGUCCAACUAAGUUGAACUAACCCACAUCAAUACAGUGAUACAGCCUAAUCUGGAAGCCUAUUAAGUCCACUUCGUGUUGAAGUGUAACAUUUUUGUACAUACUCAAAUCAAGCCCAGCAAUGGAAGAAGAAGAAAAAAAAAAAAAACAUUGACCAUUUGACCAUUGCUGAUGCUUUCUUGUAAAUAGCAACAUUAACAUUGUGUUUCUGAAGAUUGAUUGAUUUA
This is a messenger RNA of Medicago truncatula (barrel medic), 1177 nucleotides long. RefSeq names its product putative HVA22-like protein g. The record is from RefSeq and is a predicted model, not a curated record. The coding region runs from base 365 to 940 and encodes 191 amino acids. The transcript is spliced from 8 exons. Lineage: Eukaryota; Viridiplantae; Streptophyta; Magnoliopsida; Fabales; Fabaceae.